Molecule: messenger RNA, 1815 nt
Organism: Castor canadensis (American beaver)
Lineage: Eukaryota; Metazoa; Chordata; Mammalia; Rodentia; Castoridae
Gene: Susd4
Product: sushi domain containing 4
Biological process (GO): negative regulation of complement activation, alternative pathway; negative regulation of complement activation, classical pathway
Source: RefSeq, a predicted model, not a curated record
GGCAGCUGGAGCCGGGCGCCGCCGCCGCCGCCGAGGCUUCUGUCUCGCUCGUUCGCUCGUUUGUGGCUCGCGCAGCGGCGGCAGCAGCAGAGGUCGCGCACAGAUGCGGGUUAGACUGGCGGGGGGAGGAGGCGGAGGAGGGAAGGAAGCUGCAUGCAUGAGACCCACAGACUCUUGCAAGCUGGAUGCCCUCUGUGGAUGAAAGAUGUAUCAUGGAAUGAACCCGAGCCAUGGAGAUGGAUUUCUAGAGCAGCAGCAGCAGCAGCAGCAGCAGCCUCAGUCCCCCCAGAGACUCUUGGCUGUGAUCCUGUGGUUUCAACUGGCGCUGUGCUUCGGCCCUGCACAGCUCACUGGUGGCUUUGAUGACCUUCACGUAUGUGCUGACCCAGGCGUCCCAGAGAAUGGCUUCAGGACCCCCAGUGGAGGGGUUUUCUUCGAAGGCUCUGUAACCCGAUUUCACUGCCAAGAUGGGUUCAAGCUGAAGGGCUCUACAAAGCGGCUGUGUAUGAAACAUCGUAAUGGAACCCUAGGCUGGAUCCCGAGUGAUAGACCCAUCUGUGUGCAGGAAGAUUGCCGUAUCCCUCAAAUCGAAGAUGCUGAGAUUCAUAACAAGACGUACAGGCAUGGAGAUAAAUUGAUCAUCACCUGUCAUGAAGGAUUCAAGAUCCGGUACCCUGACCUGUACAACAUAGUUUCAUUAUGUCGUGAUGAUGGGAUGUGGGAUAACCUGCCCAUCUGUCAAGGCUGCCUGAGACCUCUAGCCUCUUCCAAUGGCUAUGUGAACAUCUCUGAGUUCCAGACCUCCUUCCCAGUGGGGACUGUGAUUGCCUAUCGCUGCUUCCCUGGAUUUAAACUCGAGGGGUCAGAGUAUCUUGAGUGCUUACACAACCUUAUCUGGUCGUCCAGCCCACCCCGGUGCCUUGCUCUGGAAGUUUGUCCACUACCUCCAAUGGUGAGUCAUGGAGAUUUCAUCUGCCACCCACGGCCUUGUGACCGCUACAACCAUGGAACUGUGGUGGAGUUCUACUGUGAUCCUGGCUACAGCCUCACCAGUGACUACAAGUACAUCACCUGCCAGUACGGAGAGUGGUUCCCUUCCUACCAAGUCUACUGCAUCAAAUCAGAGCAAACAUGGCCCAGCACUCAUGAGUCUCUCCUGACCACAUGGAAGAUCGUGGCAUUCACAGCAACCAGUGUGCUGCUGGUGCUGCUGCUUGUCAUCCUGGCCAGGAUGUUCCAGACCAAGUUCAAGGCCCACUUCCCCCCCAGGGGGCCUCCCAGGAGUUCCAGCAGCGACCCUGACUUCGUGGUGGUGGACGGUGUGCCCGUAAUGCUCCCAUCCUACGAUGAGGCUGUGAGUGGCGGCUUGAGUGCCUUAGGCCCUGGGUACCUGGCCUCUAUGGGCCAGGGCUGCCCCUUACCCGUGGACGACCAGAGCCCCCCAGCAUACCCCGGCUCCGGGGACACGGACACAGGCCCGGGGGAAUCAGAAACCUGUGACAGCACCUCGGGCUCUUCCGAGCUGCUCCAGAGUCUAUAUUCACCUCCCACGUGCCAAGGGGGCAGCCGCCCCACCUCCGACAACCCUGACACCAUUGCUAACACAGCAGGGGAGGUGGCGUCCACCAGCCCGGGCAUUGACAUUGCAGAUGAAAUCCCUCUGAUGGAAGAAGAUCCAUAACCUGGUGAAACUUGAUGAUGCUACUGCCCCUUUGGGGAAAGGAACCUGGAACCUUGGAGUGAGGCCACAGAAGGACAGAGCUUGGGGGACAUUUUCUAUUUUUUGUCCAUGGGGACAGUGGUUUGCAUUGUACA